This is a messenger RNA of Melopsittacus undulatus (budgerigar), 1769 nucleotides long. RefSeq names its product TLC domain containing 4 (gene TLCD4). NCBI's taxonomy places the organism in Eukaryota, Metazoa, Chordata, Aves, Psittaciformes, Psittaculidae. The transcript is spliced from 7 exons. Gene Ontology annotation, cellular component: endoplasmic reticulum; membrane. The record is from RefSeq and is a predicted model, not a curated record. The coding region runs from base 203 to 991 and encodes 262 amino acids. Gene Ontology annotation, biological process: lipid homeostasis.
UCCAAAAGAGAACCCUGAAACUCUUCAAUAGGAAAAAACAGGCUUUUAUAAGAUGGUGUAAUAUUUUUUCCAUUUACUGCUUGUCAGACAAUGUUCCAAAGAAAAACUUGCUGCUAUCCUUUUUAUGUGAAUAUUCUCUGCAGAAGCUUGCUAGUACAUCUGGUGCAUGUCUCCUUUUGAAAGUUACACUGGCUGAAGAACAAUGGCUUCCUUCAGCAACCUGACUAUUGGCAUUAUUGUUGCCAGUUUUACUGUAUUUCAGUUCCUGUUCCAUGUUUUAAGUUCUUGGGUGUCAACACGAAUAACACCUGGUUUUAACAGUCUCAGCCAAAAAAGGAAGAUUGAAUGGAAUUCAAGGACAGUGUCCACAUUCCACGCCUUGGUGGUUGGUGGCUUUUGUCUCUAUAUUUUGGUAUACGAUGACGCCGUUAAUGCUGACCAUCUCUGGGGUGACCCUUCAAUUGUGAAACUGAAUAUUGCUAUUACCACAGGCUACCUCAUUUCUGAUUUGUUGCUUAUUAUUUACUACUGGAAGGCAAUUGGUGACAAGUAUUUCGUAAUACAUCACUUGGCAGCUCUGUAUGCUUACUAUUUUGUACUGAGCAAAGGUCUGCUGGCUUACUUUGGAAACUUCCGUCUGCUUGCAGAGUUUUCCACUCCUUUUGUCAAUCAGCGGUGGUUCUUUGAAAUACUGGGAUAUCCCAAAUCUUCCAAGGCCAACAUCAUCAAUGGUUUGCUGAUGACGGUUGUGUUCUUCGUGGUGAGGAUUGCUGUCAUGCCUGUGUAUUACAGCCACGUCAUUUCCUCCUUUGGAACAGAGGCUUUCCACAGAUUAGGAUUUGCAGCCCAGAGCGCCUGGAUUAUCUCAAGUGUUGUCUUGGAUGUUAUGAAUGUGAUGUGGAUGGUCAAAAUUGCAAAAGGAUGCUACAGAGUCAUCCGUCUUAUCGGACGGGAGGAAGUCAAAACUCACCGAAAUGGCAAAUCUGACUAGAAAUAACACACAUAAAAUGCAAUUCCUGCUGUGAAAGUAAUCUGGGUUCACUGAAACAGUGCACAUUUCUGCCAUGGAAUGAUCCUCUUAAGAAAACAAGGUAUUACCUCUGUACUGACCUUACUCUUUCCCUAACCACACUGCCUGCACACCCAGGGCCAUGCUUUAUGGAUCCUGUCCGGCGAGGAAUAAAAGCAAAAGCUCCCACAGAUGAGUUUCAUGUGUGUGUUCUAAGCAGCUACAAGCUACUGAAGUUAGAAAGGAGCAGACUGGUUACUUGCUUGUUGUCCACCAGUGUGUUCGAAGUGUUUCACUCAGGUUUCUCAGAUCAAUGUGUUUUAUAAAUCCAGCGAAUAUUGAGAUCUCUCUCUCUUUUUUAGGAAAUGGAAACUUCCCAAACUCCUGAUAUGGUGCAAUUUUCCUGGCACGUUUCUAUGUUUUCUUCUGGGAAUAACAAUCAAGAUUUCAGUCUUGACAACUUUUUAAGUUUUGCAGGAAAACCUAAUAAUGUAGCUUUGGUUCUGUGAAGUCUUUUUACUGCUUUUUGUUCUGCCUUAUAUGAAUGCAAACCAGUUUGGGCAAUGUAUGAGAUACAAUGAUCUAAAAUGCUGUAUUAUAAGACUAGAGAAUAGCUGAAGAAGCGUUAAAAUGCUCUGAUUCUGAUGGGAAGGAUUCGCUUUUGCUCUGUUACAUUACAUGCAAUUCUAACUCUUCUAAAUCGCCCAUGGAACUGGUUUUGGCAGUCAAUAUGGUAAAUGAGGUGUGGAAAUAGCAUCAU